Molecule: messenger RNA, 2043 nt
Organism: Arachis duranensis
Lineage: Eukaryota; Viridiplantae; Streptophyta; Magnoliopsida; Fabales; Fabaceae
Product: serine--tRNA ligase
Exons: 7
Coding region: 120-1463 (447 amino acids)
Biological process (GO): seryl-tRNA aminoacylation
Cellular component (GO): cytosol
Molecular function (GO): serine-tRNA ligase activity; ATP binding; tRNA binding
Source: RefSeq, a predicted model, not a curated record
CUAAGGAAGUGGUCUGGUAGAAGAGGAAAAAGAAUAACGCAAUUACGCAACACAAAGCUUCUUAAACCCUAUUGCUUUUGGGAAGCGGAAGCACCAGCAGCGGCGGCGGAGGGUUGAAGAUGUUAGAUAUUAACCUGUUCAGGGAGGAGAAGGGCCACAACCCUGAACUCAUCCGCGAAUCUCAACGCCGUCGUUUCGCCAGCGUCGAACUCGUCGAUGACGUCAUCAAUCUCGACAAGGAGUGGCGCAAGCGUCAAUUCGAGCUCGAGACUCUCCGCAAAGACUUCAACAAGAUCAACAAGGAAGUCUCCAAGCUCAAGCGUGCUGGUGAAGAUGCAACCAAGAUUAUUGCCGAAUCGGAGGAGACUAAGAAACUCAUUGCUGACAAAGAGGUCGAAGUUCGCGACACUCUCAAACUCUUGAACUCUAAAUUGGAGAGCAUUGGAAACCUUGUCCACGAUUCUGUUCCCGUCAGUGAUGAUGAGUCCAACAAUGCUGUCAUUCGAACGUGGGGAGAGAGGAGGCUCGAGCCUAAGCUAAAGAAUCAUGUCGAUCUAGUUGAGCUUCUUGGAAUCGCAGACACAAAAAAAGGAGCUGAUGUUGCUGGAGGUAGAGGCUUCUAUCUUAAAGGAGAUGGUGUUCGUCUUAAUCAAGCACUGAUAAACUUUGGUCUUGAUUUUUUGGAGAAAAGGGGAUAUACUUUGUUGCAUACUCCUUUCUUCAUGAGAAAAGAUAUAAUGUCAAAGUGUGCUCAAUUAGCACAAUUUGAUGAAGAGCUUUACAAGGUAACGGGUGAAGGAGAUGACAAAUAUCUGAUAGCUACGGCUGAGCAGCCCCUAUGUGCUUAUCAUCUAGAUGAUUGGAUCCACCCAACCCAGCUACCUAUAAGAUAUGCUGGAUAUUCAUCUUGCUUUCGAAAAGAAGCUGGCUCACAUGGUCGAGAUACUCUUGGGAUAUUCCGUGUUCACCAAUUUGAGAAAGUGGAACAGUUUUGCCUUACUAGCCCAAAUGACAAUGAUUCAUGGAACAUGCACGAGGAAAUGUUAAAAAACUCUGAAGAUUUCUAUAAAGAAUUGAACAUUCCAUAUCAAGUUGUUGCCAUUGUGUCUGGUGCUUUGAAUGAUGCUGCAGCAAAGAAGUAUGAUCUAGAAGCAUGGUUUCCAUCUUCACAAACAUACAGAGAGCUAGUAUCCUGUUCAAACUGUACAGACUAUCAGUCCCGAAAACUAGAAAUUCGAUACGGGCAAAAGAAGAGCAAUGAGCAAAUGAAGCAAUAUGUUCACUUGUUGAACUCCACUCUCACAGCUACUGAGAGGACCAUUUGCUGCAUACUUGAGAACAACCAGAAGGAGGAUGGUGUAGAGAUACCCGAAGCCCUCAGACCAUUCAUGGGUGGAAAGACUUUCCUACCUUUCAAGAACCAACCAGUUAGUGAAGCCAAAGGGAAGAAAUCAAAGGCCUAAAUUUCAUUUAGUCUCAAUGAUAUUUAUGAAAAAAGAAAAUGUUCAUUCACGAUUUUGUUCAGAAAGGACGCACUUAGAUAUUCAAACUAUAACUUAAGUUACUACAUUGUAGAAGUCUUAACAAAAGUUUUAUUUAAUGACCUUAUUCCUUGCUGGCUUGCAUCACAUUGUUGAUGUGAAUGAUGAUAUUAUUCAGCCCAUCAUGUUUGUAAUGUUAUAAUUUUGGUUGAAGGGGCAUAAACCUCAAAUACUAGAAGUGUUGUGGGAUUCUGAAGUCUUCGUGGUUUCUGUCUUGCAGGUCAUUGAAAUUGAACCAUGUUCAAUUUAAUGGAUCUGCGUCUAUCCUGGCUUCAAUUACAAAUUUUUUUGAAAAGAGCAAUACCGUCUGGAAAUUUGGGACUAAACUAUUGAAACAAGUUUUGUAAUAGAAUAAUGACACACCAGAUGCAUUGUUGUGGUGCCCAAUCUUUUUAGCUGGCUCUUAACAGAGUAGCAUUCACGGUCAUAGCUCUUUUAGGACACUGUUUUGAUUUGUUCUUUUGGGAGAAUGAACAAUAAGAAACAUCAUUUUUUGGUAUAA